UUUUGACAACAUAUGCCAAGAAAUUCGUAGUAAAAAAAAAUGCAGAUACGUUUUUACAAAUAUUGACAAAAUUUAUGUUCUCUUCUUUUUCGAUCCUCCAAAUUCAUUGUUAAAAUUCGUUGUGAUAUUAACGGACUUAUAUCCAUCACGAGUACAUUCGUUUUAGGCACUGUAAACUACACAUAGCGAACGAAAUUCUUUCUUAAACGCAAGGAGGAAAUAAUUUAGUUAUUUAGUCAUUUGUAAAUUAAUUUUGUGAAUCUAUGAACGAGUUCAGAAAGUGAAUUUUGAGACUUGACUUAAUUUAUUACGGACAAUGGAAGAUGAUGUGUCAUCAAAUAGUUCUUUCGAGUCAGUGGAAAUUAAUUCCUCUGACGUUGAUUUUAGUGGCGUAGAAAGUGAAUCAGAUGACGACGAUCGAAUUAUGUACGAUUCCGAAAGCGAAAAUGAACUUCACGAUCCACCGGUCAGUGCGCAGCCCAGCGAAACAAAUGCAAUAUGUGACGUUUGGACGGAACUAGAGCAAUGUCCUCCAUAUUUCAAAUUUCGUGGCGAACCCAGAGGAUUGAAACUUCCGGCAAAAUUAAGAACUCCAGGGGAGCUAAUCGAUUUAUUCCUUUCCAAGGACUUUAUUAAUAUGAUGGUUCAAAAAACUAAUAACUAUGCUACAAAAGUAAUUAAAAAGAAAGGAAUGUUAGGAAGUUCGUCAAGAUUUUUGGACUGGAAAGAGACCAACUAUGAGGAAAUGCGAAAAUUUUGGGCACUACUUCUCCACAUGGGCAUCAUAAAUCUGCCUAGUGUGCAACAUUAUUGGAAUACAAGUCAUUUAUAUAGGUUACCAUUCUGGAAAAGUAAUAUGACUAGGAAUCGAUUUCAAAUAUUGUUACGAUUUCUACACUUUUCGGAUAAAGUAGGACGCACGAAUACUAAAAUGCAUAAAAUCGAAUCACUAAUCAAACAUUUUAAUAGCACGAUGGAGAGUUUAUACAAUCCCGCAAAAGACUUAAUCAUAGAUGACCCAAUGAUAAUGUGGCGUGGUCGUUUAACCCUUCGACAAGAUAUUAAAAAGAACAAGAAACCCAAAUUCGGUGUCAAGCUGUAUGAACUUUGCGAGUCAAAUGGCGCGAUAAUACGAAUUCUCGUCGAUUGUGGAAAAUCCGAUCCUUUAGUUAGUGGACGAAAUUAUACGACUUCAGUCGUGCUUUCUCUUAUGGAUGGUUUUCUAGAUAAGGGCUAUGUAGUAUAUAUGGAUAGUUUUUAUACCUCCGUAGCGCUAACAUCAACAUUGUCGUUGCGAAAGACACAUAUGUGUGGAACAUUACGAUCUAGUCGCCAAGGAAAUCCCAAGGAGUUGAUAAAGCAAAAACUUAAGAAGGGUGAGCAUAACUGGAAACGAUCAGGAACCGUUGUCGUUUGCAAAUGGAGGGAUAGGAGACAUAUUUUGACAAUAUCGAAUAUGCAUAAAAUUGAAAUGGUUGAAGUCGUUAACCAAUCCGAAAAAUUAAAAAUUAAAUUAACUACUCUACCAAACGUGUUACGGGAUUAUAUUACGGGCAUGGCAGGCGUAGAUCAUUCAGAUCAUAUGAUGUCAUAUCAUAGUUCGUUGAGGAAGACGCUUCGUUGGCAUAAGAAUAUAGCCAUACAUAUAGUCGAAGCAAUGGUACAUAAUGCGUACAUAUUUUAUAGCCAGCAACCUGGCGUCAGACCAAAAAGACCCCUUCAGUUUAGGGAAGAAGUUAUACUGUAUUUAUUGGAUGCAAAACAAAAUGCGGUACCUGUUCAAUCACCCCCUUUAAAUGUAGCUGAGAAAAAAAGUUCCCUUCAUUACCUCGAUCCUCUUCCUCCUACCAGGAAAAAGAAGGGACCGACACGUCAAUGUAAAGUUUGUGCACAGAAAAAUGUCCGGAAGGAAACUAGAUACUAUUGCCCAACUUGCCGUAAUGAACCGUCGCUCUGUAUUGGACUUUGUUAUAAGACCUAUCACGAAAAACUACUUAAUUAAAUCAAGUUAAUUUGAAAUUUUAUAUUCUUUUUCGUUUUUAUCAUUAUUAUUAUUAAUAAUUUAGUCAAAGAAAUAAAUUCUCGGACUAAAGUCAGGCCGAUCU
This is a messenger RNA of Glossina fuscipes, 2105 nucleotides long. RefSeq names its product piggyBac transposable element-derived protein 4. The record is from RefSeq and is a predicted model, not a curated record. Bases 317 to 2002 code for a protein of 561 amino acids. Lineage: Eukaryota; Metazoa; Arthropoda; Insecta; Diptera; Glossinidae. The transcript is spliced from 2 exons.